AUGUAAAAAAGAGGCUCCCACUCGCACUGUUUGUCUGCUCAGAACAUCUUUGGUCUCUGCAUUUCUUGUUCUACUUUGGACGAAAGUCUUUUGGAGUUUUCAUCAAUUUGUGUAUUUUAGUUGAAUCUUGCUGUUCUUGGUUCAAUCUUGGCAGAAAAACAGCAGAAACAAGAAGAAAAUAUGAAGGUUCACGAGACAAGAUCACAUGCUCAUUCAUCUGGUGACGAUGAAAGGAAGAUAACGAGGAAGCAAAAGGCUGAGGGCAAAACCGCUGAAGCUGAGGCCGAGCAGUCGCCAAAGAAGGCGAAAAUAGAGGAUGAGGACAAAACCAAGAAUGAGAAUGGCCAGGAAAAUGGGAAGUCAACUGAAGACAUUAAAGUAGAAUUUGAGAAAUUCUGCAAAGCAACGAGUGAGCAUCUCUCGAUCCAGCAGAUGCGCGAAAUUCUGGAAGCCAAUGGCCAGGAUGCCAGUGGCGCCGAUGAUGCAGUUGUGCCGAGAUGCCAAGAUAUCUUAUUCUAUGGGCCUCUAGAUAAAUGUCCCGUUUGUGGUGGCAAUCUGGAGGUCUCUGAUACAACCUACAUGUGCACGGGGGCAUAUAGUGAGUGGUCUAGUUGUACCUUUACCUCUCAGGAUCCUCCGAGGAGGGAUGAGCCGAUCAAAUUACCCGACUCUGUUAAAGAUUCUGGUGUCGCUGAUUUGCUAAAGAAGUUUGAAGAUCGUAAAGGUCGCAUUCGCCCUGUGCUUCCUGGCACUGAUAAACCCUUCAGGGGAAUGAUGAUUGCUCUUUCAGGCCGUUUAACCCGAACCCAUCAAUACUGGAAGUCGAAGAUAGAGAAGCACGGAGGGAAAGUUGCCAACUCGGUCAUUGGAGCAACCUGUCUGGUAGUGUCUCCUGUUGAGAGGGAACGCGGUGGCUCAUCCAAGGUUGCUGAAGCAAUGGAGAGGGGUAUACCGAUAGUAAAGGAAGCUUGGUUGAGUGAGAGUAUUGAGAAAAAAGAGACACAGCCUCUGGAUGCCUUUAACAUCGUCAGUGAUCGUACUGUAGCUGGAAGACCCAUUCCGUUGUAUCAGCAGGAUGCAAGCGAGGAGGCUCUUGAAACCCUGACUGCUGAGCUUAAAAUGUUUGGGAAGAGGAGUGUGCACAAGGACUCAAAGUUGCAAGAUGAAGGUGGACAAAUACUUGAAAAGGAUGGAAUUUUGUACAACUGUGCUUUUGCUGCUUCUGAUCGAGGAAGAGGAGUGAAUGAAUUUUGCAUAGUGCAACUGAUUACGGUGCCUGAGAACCGUCUCUACAUGUACUAUAAGAGGGGUAGGAUUGGUGAUGAGGCUGGAGCAGAGGAGAGGCUGGAUGAGUGGGAAAAUGUAGACAAUGCGAUCAAAGAGUUCGCCAAACAGUUUCAAGGGUUGACAGGAAAUGAGUUCGAAACAUGGGAGAGGGAGAAGAAAAUCGAGAAGAAAAUCCAUAAGCUUUUCCCUAUCGACAUUGAUGACGGAGUUGAGGUACGGCACGGUGGGUUGGGCCUUAGACAGCUUGGGAUUGCUGCGGCACAUUGCAAGCUUGAUUCAGAGGUGGCAAAUUUCAUGAAAGUUCUAUGUGGCCAAGAGAUCUACAGGUAUGCAUUGAUGGAAAUGGGAUUAGAUUUUCCAGAUCUACCACUGGGUAUGGUUACUGAUUUGCAUCUAAAAAGAUGUGAAGAGGUUCUCCUGGAUUUUGUAAAUAGGCUCCAGUCAAACAAGGACACAGGGCAGAAGGGGGAGAGCUUGUGGUCUGAUUUCAGCCAACGGAUGUUUACACUUAUGCCUUCGACCAGACCUUAUGUUUUCCGAGAUUUUAGUGAUAUAGCUGAUCAUGGUGCAGCUGCAUUUGAAACUGUCAGAGAUAUAAACGUAGCUUCACGUCUCAUAGGAGACAUGUCCGGUGCGACUCUUGAUGAUCCUCUAUUUGAGCGGUAUAAGAAGUUGGGAUGCUCUAUAUCUCCAGUAGGAAAAGAUACAGAUGACUACAAGAUGGUAGCCAAUUAUCUGGAGAAAACAUAUGAACCUGUGAAAGUUGGAGAAAUUAGUUACGGGGUGUCCCUGCAGAAUGUAUUUGCCGUUGAAUUGAGUGCUUGCCCAUCCCUCCAUGAGAUCAGGAAGCUACCGAACAAAGUCCUCUUGUGGUGCGGCACCCGAAGCUCAAAUCUGAUGCGGCAUCUGCAGAAGGGAUUCUUGCCGGCAGUAUGUUUUCUGCCUGUCCCUGGAUACAUGUUUGGAAAGGCCAUAGUUUGCUCAGAUGCUGCAGCAGAAGCGGCCCGGUAUGGGUUCACGGCGGUUGACCGGCCAGAGGGCUUUCUGGUCUUGGCAGUGGCAUCCUUGGGCGAACGAGUAACUGAAUUGACAAGUCCUCCAGAGAACUCAACCUCAUUGGAAGAGAAGAAACUCGGGGUAGUGGGGAUAGGCCGGAAGAAAACGGAUGAAUCCGAGCAUUUCACCUGGAAGGAUGAUAUCAAGGUGCCAUGUGGUAAGCUGAUCCCAUCUGACCACGAGCAGAGUCAGCUUGAGUACAAUGAAUAUGCCAUCUAUGAUCCACAGCAGGUCAGCAUAUGCUUUUUGGUGGCUGUUAAGUUCGAAGAGAAAGACGUCGAAUAUGAUACUGCCGAGUAGAAAAGUGAUUCAUUUCAAUGGAAUUCAAAGGUGAAUCAGACCGUUGGUGGCCUAUUCUCAUCUUUAGAGGGUUGGUAAAUAGCAUCUUUUGUACCCUCCCUUUGCUGGCAAGUUUUGGAUGAAGGGUUCAUUUUGGGUGUUGUAUUGUCACGACACGCUGUUUAUGAUGGCAUGUUUUGCUUGUAUAUAGUUGUCAUCUCAAAACAAAGUAUCACAAACUUAUGUAAAGUUUGGAUUCCUGUGUACCUUUAUGUAUGGUUUCUAAAUAUGAUUUCUGCUC
Molecule: messenger RNA, 2923 nt
Organism: Sesamum indicum (sesame)
Lineage: Eukaryota; Viridiplantae; Streptophyta; Magnoliopsida; Lamiales; Pedaliaceae
Product: poly ADP-ribose polymerase 3
Biological process (GO): double-strand break repair; protein poly-ADP-ribosylation
Cellular component (GO): nucleolus
Molecular function (GO): zinc ion binding; NAD+ poly-ADP-ribosyltransferase activity
Source: RefSeq, a predicted model, not a curated record